Molecule: messenger RNA, 980 nt
Organism: Aedes aegypti (yellow fever mosquito)
Lineage: Eukaryota; Metazoa; Arthropoda; Insecta; Diptera; Culicidae
Exons: 2
Coding region: 143-793 (216 amino acids)
Source: RefSeq, a predicted model, not a curated record
UGUACCUCGUCUAGCCAACCAUCGCUGAAGCACGUUUCCUUGCGAUAAGCUGCCAGCACAGUUUGCUUUCCAUAUAAAAUCGGAUCGCAGCCUUCAAGCAGGCAACAUUCAAUCGAAAACUGUAGGUCAAACAACGGCAACCAUGAACGGUUUGAAGUACGCUCUUCUGGUUCUGGCGAUCGCCAGUAUUGCUUGGGCAGUUCCAGCAAGUCAAAACCGCCAAGACACCACUGCUGCUCCCAAACCACCUAAGGAUGACGCUCCGGAAGUUCCAGCCGUAGUUAAGGAAGCCUCUCAGCCACCUGCCAAUGUCACUGUCGGCAAAGCUCCGGAAGCACCAAAGAACCAGAGCAGCGUGGCCUCCGCUCCCGUAGCUGCCAAGGAUGCGAAAGACCAGAAGUCUCAACCACAGGUAGACCUUUCGGUUGCAUCGGCUGAGAGUGCUUCGGAAGUGAAGUCUGGCAAGGCCAUCGAACUGGAAAGUGCCCAAGUCGAAGAUCUGGUCGGUUCUCCAUUCUCGGUUGAAUUCGAUGGAAUGCAAGGCGAUCAACCGGCCUCGAUUGAAUCUGGAGAACUCGUCCCCUCAUCGGCUGCUGGAGCUGUCCGCGUUGUGGACGCUAAGGAACAGCCCGCUCUGCCGGUUGUCGUGGUUGAGGACAAGCCAGCCGCUGCUGAUGCCAAGCCUGAUUCCGCUCGGGAUGCUUGGGGCUCGAUGAUCGAUGGAAUUAUCGGUCAGCUGCAGGAUCUGAAGAGGAAAACCCGUGCCCUGGAAGACCUUGCCCACAGAAAGUGAACGCUGUUCGGCUCACUGUGAUUUGAAGAGUUUGGAUAGCAAAAUAUCCCAGCAAAGUUAAAUACCUCAUUGAUGCAAAAAGAUAUUUUCCACAUAGAAAGCAGCGAGUGUGUGUCUGUUUACCAUUAUUUACAGUUCAAGAUUUGAAUGACGAUGAUGUUUCAAUAGAUGCACCAAACAAACCACA